Messenger RNA from Aegilops tauschii subsp. strangulata, 2995 nucleotides. RefSeq lists its product as uncharacterized. Gene Ontology annotation, molecular function: chromatin binding; RNA binding. The record is from RefSeq and is a predicted model, not a curated record. NCBI's taxonomy places the organism in Eukaryota, Viridiplantae, Streptophyta, Magnoliopsida, Poales, Poaceae.
CCCUAACGAGCCCCCUGUCCCUAGCCCCCCUCCUGUUUGAAGCACCCUCCACCCUCCACUACUUCCCCGUUUCGCUAUCGUCCACCGCCAGCCAGGUGAGAAGGCCAUGAGUAGCUCGUGCUCUUCUGCAGCUGUGGUGGAUGAGGGUAAUGCGAAGAUGGCAGUGAGGGGGUGGGUCGGGUGGGAGGAGGAGAUCGUGAUGGAGGACAAUGACGGCGAGGAGUGCAAGGUGUGCUACUUCCUUCGCUCUGCACCGCCCCAGGAUGGCGGUAAGAGCGAGAGGGAUCUGGCGGUGGUGGGUAAGUAUUGGGAACCUGGGAACAUAGCCUACUCGGCAGACUUGCAGUUCCUGAAGUCCCUCCAGACGGCACUGGAGUCUGGGUCACCGUCCGCUAGGGUGGUGACGGUGGCGAUGGAGACCACUCAACUCAGGUGGACGUCCAGGAAGGAGGUCAUGGACUGGCUCACGUCGCUCGUCUUAGAUCCUCCGUAUGGAGCCUUUGGAUUCACUUGUCCCGACAACCAUGAUGGUGCAUCUAAGGAUACCCUCUCAACACUUGCUGCUGCUGGGGAGAACAAACAAGGGUUCACAUGGAUAUGCAAACUGCCCCAUCUUGAUCAACAUCGGAAGCAUUACAAAUCCUUUUGCCGAGAGGGAAUGAGAAUUUCGGUUCAUGAUUUUGUGUUCAUCAAGAGUGGAGGGAGAGAGAGCCAUGUUGCCUAUGUGGAAGACAUGUAUGAAGAUAGUAGCGCCAAGAACAUGGUGCUGGUACGAUGGUUUGAGGAACCUGAUGGUGAACAUGGUGUUGUAUUGCCCCCUGAUCUUUAUCGCAAGGAGAUCUUGUUUGCCUAUGGGCUGCAAGAUCUGAGGGUUCAAUUUGUGGAGGGAGUGGCCGCGGUCCUGAAUCCACAACACUUUGACAUGUUCAACAAAAUAAGUGGAGGGCACAGCAGCUGGCAGCCCUAUGUAUGCAGUCGGCAGAUCGAAGAUGACAUUGUCGGACCCUUUGACAUCACGCAGCUGCAAGGAUAUGCAAACCAGGAGAUCGUAAAGGAAAUUGUUGCCGCAUCCUCGUCCACGGCGGUGCAGGCCAAGCCACCCAAUAACAAAGGUAAAGCUGAAAUUACUGGCAUGGCUGCCGAGAACCAUGCUGGUUCUUCUGGCACUGUCUUCGGUGACAAAACCAUGCAGAAGCAGAAGCCACCUGCAUGCAAUGCAACUCCUUUCAGUUCCAGCUCUAUUAUCGGUGAAAAAACCAUGGAGAAGCAGAAGCAGAAAUCUCCUCCAUGCAGUGCAACUCCUUCCAGCUAUGUUAUUGGUGACAAGACCAUGGAGAAGCAGAAGCAGAACCCCCCUCCAUGUAGCGCAACUACUUCCAGCUCCGUUAUCGUUGACGAAACCAUGGAUAAGCAGAAACAGAAUCAGAAUCAGAAGGAGAUGCCCCCUCCAUGUAGCACAACUGCUUCCAGCUCUGUUAUCGUUGAUAAAACCAUGGAGAAGGAAAAGCAGGAGCAGAAGGAGAUGCCCCCUCCAUGCACUGCAACUCCACAAAGUGUCACCAAUGGCCAGACCGUUGAAAGCAGUGUCAUUCCUUGCAGCGUGGUGAACUGUCAGACCACCACGCUGAAUCAGCCGCCGCCAAGUGGUACUGGUACUAGUAAUGCGGCAGCCAAUGAUGCAUCAACCAUGGUGAACCCUGAGAAGAUGUUCCAGCCUGGCUGCUGUCUUGAAGCCCUGUGCCAAGACAGCAGCAUGAGGGGCUGUUGGUUCAAAUGUGUGGUACUCAGGAGGAGGGAGAAAGAUAACAAGGUCAGGGUGCAGUACCAAGACCUUUCGAAUUCCGAGGAUAAAGGACAACUCAGGGAAUGGCUCAAAGUUGCAAGAAUUGCGGAACCUGACCACCUAGGCAUACGCCUUACUGAAAGGCCCAUGCUCCGCCCACAGCUCCCAACAUGCUACAGGAAGAUCGAGUCUCCGGUGGCUGUCGGGGUCAUCGUCGAUGUGUGGCUAAAUGGCGGAUGGUGGGAGGGGAUCGUGCUGCAGCAGGACAAUGUUGGUCAUGUCCUAGUUUAUCUCCAAGGGGAGGGGAGACUUGUGGAGAUCAAAGUAGACUCUCUGCGAAAGUCAUUUGAGUGGCGUGAGGAGCAAUGGAUACCUCUAGAUGCAAGAAAAGAUGUUGCAGCCAAGAUAACCCUUGACCUGAAGAAGCAGAAGGGCAUCCAGCAAUCUGCAAUGAAGAAGGAUGGUGGGAGCUCUUCCAAACAGAAGGCUCAGAAGAUGGGUGAGCAAUCUAGGCAGACGGCGGCGACCGCAGCACUCACAGCCGCAGAGCUAGCCGCACCAAGCCUAGGACUGUUGCAGCCUUGGGAGAAAGGUGAUGAUGAAACUGCAAACUCUACUCCUCCAUGGAAGAGGUUCCUGGACCAGGGCUACUCUUUCAAGGAAAAAGGACUGGAGGAGCAGGCUAAAAAGAACAAGGGUCCUAUUGAUGAAGCUGCAACGCCAGUUACAGAGGAGGGAGAUGGCAUGUCCCGCGGUGAUAGCUCACCUUAUGCCAAGCGGUGCCGGGUUGAUCCUACAAACUCUGAUGGCCUGAAUGGCGCUAAACACAAGGGCAAGGCUAGAAAAUCUUCUCGCGCAAAGAAAACAGGGUCUUUGGAGGGCAGUAACCAGGGAGGCACCAGUGGCUCUGCCUCUACUAGAUGCGCUGCGUCGGUGAACACGGUGCCUAUGGAGGAUAUAUGUAUAACAAGUGGAGAGGCUCCUGUCGUCGCUAUGGACAAAUUGGAGGUGAUCGACCUGACCAUGUACGACUGAAGCUGGUAGCAGGAUAUGUUGAAGUCUAGCCUCAACUUUCCAUUCAUGAACCACCGUUUCUCAAACAUUUCGCUCAUUCGCCUAUCAGUGUGUGCUUUUUAUUGCCAUUAUAGACAGAGAUUUAUAUGUGCUCUCUGAACUUCAAAUAAAUGGAGACAUUCGUUGUCUAGUUGUCUA